AUGGAUCAAUUGAGUGAAAAUCUUGCAAAAACAAGUUUGACAAGCAUGGAAUCGACUAAAAAAGAUGAAAUAGACAAAGAAAAUGCCGAUACUAGUCUCUGUCCUGAUUCCAAUACUCCUGGGAAUGCAAGCAUUUGGUCACAAUCGUCAACUGCCAUGAGUCAGCCAACGGCAAAUUCAGCAGAUGCAAUAUCAUCAAGAAGCAUCAACUCUACAGAUAAUGGAAUCCUCGAUGCAGAGCAGGAGUAUACACAGUUUUUUCUCGAUAAAAGCGAUUCAGAUCCCAACUUCAUUAAUCUAGUAGAGCAGUUGUCAGAGAUAUUUCCCAACCUUGUCAAAACCGACUUGAAGAUCAGAUUGAAGCUUAGUGAUAAUGUUGAGCAACUAAUGGAAGAGUUGUUUGUUGAAAGUGAACAAAGAGAGUUAAUGGAAGGGGAAGGCAUACAUACAGAGCUUGAAGGGAAAGAGGUACAAGCUUCAAAAGCAGCAGAGCCAACGGAUCAAGGGUUGACCUGGUACCAAAAGCCUGUUGAGCCUGCGUCCAAGCUUCAGCUGUCAAAAUACGUGGUGGAGACAUGUCAAUUGCAAGAGAUUUUCCCUCACUUUCACCCAUCAUUGAUUGAGCAGGCUCUUAUUAAACAUAAUGGAGAUGUGGAUGGUGCAUCUAUUGAUUUGCUAGACCCUGAUUCAUUAAAAUCAAUGCAGACUGGCAGAACUGAAAGCAAUGCAUGGAAGGUUGAUGAUGACUUGAUUAGUCGAGUCAAAAGCAUUUUAGAUGUCAAUGAUGGUGACACCUUUACCACCGGAGACAAGUCAGCACAACGAAUACUUGACGACGAGAAAAUCAAGUUUCAUAUAUGCAAGUGUCGUCAAGAUUAUAGUGAGACAUUAAAGAGCAUUGUCGUUAAUUGCAGACCAAAAGUACGACAACAAGUGACAAUCAGAAAUGUCGGUGGCCGUGUGCAAAGGGGUGGGCCCAAGAAAGUUUCAAGAACAAACACAGAAUACCGUUUAGCAUCCUCCACAUACAAAUAUAAUCCACAUGGAGCAGAAAGUUUGGAGCUUCAACACAUUUACAUUGUUAAUAAGCAGCUUCAAAUGUUGGAUAAAUCUGUUCUCAUCAAUGCACUUGAGUUUUACGAAGGUGAUUGUGAUAAAGUGUUGCAAUUCGCAAUUGAGGUGUUAUCGCAUAGAUCGAUUGAUAAGUUACCGACGAUAGAAUACGCUAUAAACGUAGCCCCGAUAAACAAUUCGGCCAAAAAAAAUUCUUACACCACCAAUUCGAUCCCCAUCUACUCAGGUCUUGCGGAAACUUUCAAAGGUUACUCUGCGAAAAGGGGGCCACUGUCACUGCAAACCCCAACACCAACUUCGACAAAAGACAUUAGCAAGUUUGUUUCGGACUCCAAGCUAGAUUUACAUGGAAAAACUGCGUUGGAGGCUCUUGCACUAACGAAAAGGGUUCUUGAUGCAUGGUGGCAAGAGGAAAUAGAACAACGUAUUGAACAUGGCAAGCUUAACCUGUAUGGUUCCUCAGGGGUAUUUGUUAAUAACUUGCUAAUCGUAACUGGUCGCGGAAUACACUCGGCGAAUGGAGUAAGCAUAAUCAGGCGAUACGUCAAGGAUCAUUUAGUUCGUAAUGGCUAUAUUUUUGAAGAAGGGAUUGGUAAUUUCGAGGUCCAAGGUUUGCGGAAAAAAUAG
Molecule: messenger RNA, 1701 nt
Organism: Lodderomyces parapsilosis
Lineage: Eukaryota; Fungi; Ascomycota; Pichiomycetes; Serinales; Debaryomycetaceae
Exons: 1
Coding region: 1-1701 (566 amino acids)
Molecular function (GO): ubiquitin binding
Source: RefSeq, a predicted model, not a curated record